This is a messenger RNA of Euleptes europaea (tarantolino), 3397 nucleotides long. RefSeq names its product Rho GTPase activating protein 39 (gene ARHGAP39). The transcript is spliced from 11 exons. The record is from RefSeq and is a predicted model, not a curated record. Gene Ontology annotation, molecular function: protein binding; GTPase activator activity. Gene Ontology annotation, biological process: signal transduction. Gene Ontology annotation, cellular component: cytoskeleton; cytoplasm. The coding region runs from base 94 to 3348 and encodes 1084 amino acids. NCBI's taxonomy places the organism in Eukaryota, Metazoa, Chordata, Lepidosauria, Squamata, Sphaerodactylidae.
GAAGGCUGGAAAUCCCGGCUGUGACCCUUUCCCUGGACAAGGUAGCCGAGGUUGGAAUGGGUGGAAAUCAUAGAGCCUCGCACGCGGGAGCGCAUGUACGCCAACCUGAUCACGGGGGAGUGCGUGUGGGACCCGCCUGCCGGCGUCCGCAUCAAACGCACCAACGAGAACCAGUGGUGGGAACUCUUUGACCCCAACACCUCCCGCUUCUACUACUACAAUGCCACCACCCAGCGGACGGUGUGGCACCGCCCCCAGAACUGCGACAUCAUCCCGCUGGCCAAGCUGCAGACCCUGAAGCAGAACACGGAGUCGCCCCGGGCCUCCACCGAGAACAGCCCUGGGCGGAGCAGCAAUGUCAGCCGGGAAGGGAGCACCAGUUCUUCCCUGGAACAGGAGCUGGAAGGCGGGGAGAAGGUGCCGGAGCAGAGCCGACCCAACCGGCAGGCCUCCCAGUUCGCCACCGUCAAAGAGGAAACAGAAAGCUCUUCGCCCCCGGGAGUUUUUGAGAAGGAAUACGAGAUCUAUCGCGACUACAGCUCCGACGGCCAACGCCUCCACUACAGGGCAUCGUCUCUCAGGUGGAACACGGGCACCAAGGAGCGGAUGCUGAUCAAAGUGACGGACCGCGAGCCCAGCUUCCUCAUGCACCAAGGCAAUGGCUACAUACCCGACAACCAGCAGGGGACGCGGUCGCGCAGGCCCUCGGGGGGCCAGCCCUCCCCCAACCUCCAAACCUUUGCCCCUGAUUCGGACAACUCCGUCUUCUUCCCCGAGAGGAAGCAGUCCCCCUUCCUAAAACGGGCCGAGCACAUGGGUAGCUGUUCCCCUCUGCUGGGGCGAGGGGACUCGUUCUGUUCCCCGCUCCAGGCCCAGCACCGGAAGCACUCCAGCGAGUCCCAGCCCUCCUCCCCGCGCUAUGCCUACGAGCCGCCCUUGUACGAGGAACCUCCCAUGGAGUACCAGGCCCCCAUCUACGACGAGCCCCCCGUGGACAUGCAGUUCGAAGCCAGUGGCAGCUACAAAGCUGGUUCCCCGCAGAAGUCACCCGUCCGCAAGCCCCAUCCUUUCCUGCAGUCCCCCAAGCAGGGCUCCAACUCCCCUUACCAGCAGCUGGUGUUGACCAAGCAGAAGGGUCCUGAUCGUUUCAUGAGCCUGGAGUACAGCCCCGCCGGUAAGGAGUACGUCAGGCAGCUGGUCUACGUCGAGCAGUCGGGCUCCAGCCCCAAGAUGAAGACUGGCCUCCGGCACAAAUAUUCUCCCAACCCUAUUGGCGGCUCCUACUCCUUGCAGCACAGCCCCUGUCUGAUGAGGGACCAACGUUUGGAGGUCAAAUCCGGGGACUACAGCAGCAUGGAAGGGGCCGACUUCCGGCACAGCCCCCCGAUCAGUCAGACCUCCCAGGGGGAAGACUCCAUGUCGUGGUCCAGCCAGCAGAACACCCUGUCGUCCACGGGCUACUCCCCCGGCACCCGCAAGCGGAAAAGCAGGAAGCCCUCUCUCUCGUACGACCCCAACGCCUCCUCCACCGACGGCUCAGGGGAGCGGGAGGACGGGCCGCCGGAGGAGAGGCCACCGUCCAGUUGCAACCGGUCCCAGAUGAACCGCACGGAGAGUCGGUCAGUGGAGGCCGAGUCGAUGAGGGGCUUCCCGGAGCCCUUCUUGGCUCAGGCCCGGCUGGCGUGGGAGGCUCAGCAGGCUCACUACCAUAUGAAGCAGCGGAGCAGCUGGGACUCUCAGAAGGACGGCUCGGGCUAUGAGAGCGACGGGGCCGUGCCCCUACCCAUGCCGGGCCCGGUAGUGCGUGCCUUCAGCGAGGACGAGGCCCUGGCCCAGCAGGAGAACAAGCACUGGAAGCGCAACACCUUUGAGAAGCUGGGCUUCCCUCAAAUCCUCCUGGAGAAGAGUGUGUCCGUACAGACCAACCUGGCUUCACCUGAGCCCUACCUGCAUCCGUCUCAGUCCGAGGACCUCGGCGCCUGCGCCCAGUUCGAGGGCAGCCGGCAGAACAGGAACAUGAUGCCUAGCACCAGCUGUGUCUUCCCGACCUUCAACCUGAGGAAGCCUUCCUCGGAGACGGACAUUGAGAACUGGGCCUCCAAGCACUUCAACAAGCACACCCAGGGCCUCUUCCGGCGCAAGGUCUCCAUCGCCAACAUGCUGGCCUGGAGCAGCGAGUCCAUCAAGAAGCCCAUGAUCAUGACCACCGACCGCAACGUCAAGAAGGAGGCCUGCGAGAUCUUCAAGCUGAUCCAGAUGUACAUGGGGGACCGGCGGGCCAAGACGGACCAGCUCAAUGUGGCCCUGGAGAUUGCCACCAAGGGCUGGAGCAUGCAGGGCCUGCGGGACGAACUCUACAUCCAGCUGUGCCGGCAGACCACGGAGAACUUCCGCUAUGAGAGCCUGGCCCGGGGCUGGGAGCUCAUGUCCAUCUGCCUGGCCUUCUUCCCGCCCACCCCCAAAUUUCACUCCUACCUAGAAGGAUACAUUUACAGGCACAUGGAUCCGGUAAAUGAUACGAAAGUGACUCAGCACAUUAAAGAGCUCCUGGAAAGGAACACUAAGAAGAAGUCCAAAUUGAGAAAGAAACCCAAGCCCUAUAUCGAAGACCACGAUGGGGUGGCCAUCAGCACUUACGCCAAGUAUUGUUACAACAAGCUCCAGAAAGCAGCCUUGACCGGAGCCAAGAAGGGCCUCAAGAAGCCAAACAUCGAGGAGAUCCGUCACGCCAAGAACGCCGUCUUCAGCCCUUCCAUGUUUGGAAGCUCCUUGCAAGAGAUCAUGAACAUGCAGAAGGAGAGGUACCCCGAUCGCCAGCUCCCGUGGGUGCAGACCAGGCUGUCCGAGGAAGUGCUGGCCCUCAACGGAGAUCAGACGGAGGGCAUCUUCAGGGUCCCUGGAGACAUCGAUGAGGUCAACGCCCUCAAACUUCAGGUGGAUCAGUGGAAAAUCCCCACUGGCUUGGAAGACCCUCACGUUCCUGCCUCCUUGCUGAAGCUCUGGUACCGGGAACUGGAGGAGCCUUUGAUCCCUCAUGAUUUCUACGAACAGUGCAUCACUCACUACGAGAACCCGGAAGCGGCAAUCGCUGUCGUCCACUCCCUGCCCAGGAUCAACAAAAUGGUGCUCUGCUACCUCAUCCGCUUCCUACAGGUGUUUGUGCAGCCGGCCAACGUGGCCGUCACCAAGAUGGACGUCAACAACUUGGCCAUGGUGAUGGCCCCCAACUGCCUGCGCUGCCAAUCGGACGACCCACGCAUCAUUUUCGAGAACACCCGCAAGGAAAUGUCCUUCAUCCGGGUGCUGAUCCAGCACCUGGACACGAGCUUCAUGGAGGGGGUCCUAUAGCGGCAGUGCCAUCGUGCCCAGAACAGAAUUGGACAUCAUCUACCCAAGU